GGAGUUCAUGACACCACCAUUGUUGGUGCAACAUCGCAAUUGCACCCCCAAAACGCAUUUGAAUGCGGUAGCAAGCAAUCGAGUUUGCGAUGUCACCUCGACUUCCCCUGGGGACACAUCGAGCCCUCGCUGCGGGCAUCUCACGAAUCCGCAUCGUUCAGCGGAGGUGCGCUUCAAACUCCGCAACAGGACCAGAAAUCUACGAUGUGGUAUGCGUGGGCGGCGGCCCGGCCGGACUGAGCCUUCUUGCUGGGCUUCGAGCCUCCAACCUGACCAGAGGACUCAGAGUUGCGCUCAUUGAAGGCCAAGACCUCUACAAGAAUCGACUACCUAAGGAUGCCAGUCUCGAUACCUUCUCGAAUCGAUGUUCUUCGUUGACGCCUGCCUCAGUCAAGAACCUCCAAGAAAUUGGAGCUUGGGACCACGUAAAUGCCGCUCGGGUACAGCCAUACCAGGAAAUGCAAGUAUGGGAUGGCGUGAGCGAUGCACGAAUCUCCUUCGACUGGGACUCCGCACGCGGAAUGUCCCCGCGCAAGCCUACACAACCUACUACAAUCGCCUACAUGAUCGAAAAUGUAAACACGAUUACUACGCUGUUGUCUCGCGUGGAGGAAUUGGGCGGGGUUGAUAUAUUCUCUGCAACAAAGGUCGACUCGAUCGAUUUGGGCAAGGAGACGGAACACGCGGACUUCUCGUCAUGGCCAAUCCUAUCGCUAUCGAACGGCAAGUCUCUGGCAGCACGAUUACUAGUUGGUGCAGAUGGUGCGAACAGUCCGGUUAGAACAUUUGCUGGUAUUCAGUCUCGCGGGUUCGACUACAAUAGACAUGGCGUGGUUGCAACAUUGAAGCUCUCCGGGCCCGGCUGGGGAGGAGCGGAUCAUAAAAUAGCCUACCAGCGUUUCCUUCCUUCUGGUCCGUUGGCCAUGCUUCCCCUACCAGGAAACAUGGCAACUCUAGUCUGGAGCACAACACCUGAACGGGCAGCGAAACUCAAGACGCUUGCGCCGAACGAUUUCGUUGCGAUGGUCAAUGCAGGAUUCCGCUUGUCACCAACAGACCUUGAGUACUUACACACAGUACCGUCAGGCCAGGAAGAUGAGGUCCAAUGGCGAGAGAAACACACGUCGACGAAUGAACGUGCCAUUCCCGUUCGCGCCGUUGAUGUUCAACAAGGCACAGUAGCUUCAUUCCCACUUCGCAUGCGCCACGCCGAUACCUACACUGGCGAACGUGUGGCUUUGGUCGGCGAUGCUGCGCAUACCAUCCACCCACUUGCAGGUCAGGGUCUCAAUCAGGGCCAGGGCGAUGCAGCUGCUCUGGUGCGAACGAUAUCGCAUGCAGUGCAGACAGGACAGGAUAUCGGGUCCACAAUAGCUCUCGAAAGUUAUAACGAAGAGCGAUAUGCAGAAAACAAUGCCAUGUUAGGGGUAUGCGAUAAGCUUCAUCGGUUGUACAGCAUCGAAUCUGGACCUCUCGUUGGACUUCGCAGCAUUGGCCUGAGAGCUGUUGACGCAAUGGGUCCACUCAAGGGAUUCCUGAUGGGAAGAGCAGCGGGCGGCGCAUGAUUAUGAUGGCAUCGCAUUGGAGGAAACCCAUUCUUGUACAACAAAUCCUGUAGAAAUAAGUCAUUACAAACGCAGAGAAAUACGAGAUUUCUCGUUAAUAGACUUUCAUGACCUC
Aaosphaeria arxii CBS 175.79 is the source of this 1680-nucleotide messenger RNA. Its product is annotated as ubiquinone biosynthesis monooxygenase COQ6. The record is from RefSeq and is a predicted model, not a curated record. NCBI's taxonomy places the organism in Eukaryota, Fungi, Ascomycota, Dothideomycetes, Pleosporales. The transcript is spliced from 2 exons. Bases 90 to 1565 code for a protein of 491 amino acids. Gene Ontology annotation, biological process: ubiquinone biosynthetic process. Gene Ontology annotation, cellular component: mitochondrion. Gene Ontology annotation, molecular function: 2-octaprenyl-6-methoxyphenol hydroxylase activity; oxidoreductase activity, acting on paired donors, with incorporation or reduction of molecular oxygen, NAD(P)H as one donor, and incorporation of one atom of oxygen; FAD binding.